AUGGUUGGCAUCUCCACACUCGCUUUUCUUACUGCAUUGGCUACUGCCAAUGCUCAAUUGGGUCAACCAAUUUUUGAGGAGAAACAGUUCUCCCAGCAAUUUUAUGAUAAUUACAACCUUUUAAAGCACAUUGGUGGUAACGGUCCUUAUAGUGACAGUGAGGGAUAUGGUAUUAAUCGUGAUGCCCCUGCCAGUUGUGAGGUGUCUCAAGUCAUCAUGCUUCACAGACAUGGUGAGAGAUAUCCAGAUCCCAGUGUCGCACAGGGAAUGGUUGGUAGUUUCAAAAAGCUUAAAGCUUCAAACAAAACUUUGGUAGGCUCUCUUGCAUUCGCCAAUUCUUGGGAGACAUUUUUGGACAAUCCUGACAUUUGGGCAGAGGAAACUGUCAGUGGACCCUACUCGGGCUUACUCAACGGAUUCCACAGAGGUGUUGUCUACCGUUCAAGAUAUGGUCAUCUUUGGAAUGGUGAGAAUGUCCCCAUUUUUUCAUCUGGUUAUGAGCGUAUUGUUGAGACUGCUAGAAGAUUUGGCGAAGGUUUCUUUGGCUAUAACUACUCCACCAAUGCUUAUGUGAACAUCAUUCCUGAGGUUGCUGAUCAAGGUGCUAACUCUCUUACUCCUACCUGUUUCACCGGCAAUGAUUCUCCCACUCCUAAUUUGAACAACUUGACGCAGUUUGCAGUUGCUGCUGAAAGACUUAACAGAGAGAACGUUGGACUCAAUUUGACUGUGAGCGAUAUUUACAACCUUAUGCUUCUCGCACCUUUUGAAUUGAACGGUCGUCCCUUCUCUCCUUGGUUCAACGUUUUUACCCUCGAAGAGUGGAUCACUUUUGGAUACUAUAAUGACUUGAACUACUUCUAUGGCACUGGUGGUGGUCCAGGUGCUAAUAUUUCUCUCCCUAUUGGGUCAGUCUAUGCUAAUGCCACCCUCUCCUUGUUGAAUGACCCCAAUGCUGGAAAGUUAUUUUUCUCGUUCUGUCAUGAUACUAAUAUUACUCCCGUUUUGGUCGCCCUUGGUCUUUUUGUCCCAAAGAAUGAUUUACCUCUUGAUCAUGUUGACUUUCAUUCUAUCUAUAAGUCAGGAAACUUUGUUCCCAUGGGCGGUCACCUUGUUCUUGAGAGACUUGAAUGUAAUGCCACUUCUCAAUUCCCUAAGGGUACAUACGUCAGAACUGUGGUCAAUGAGGCAGUGAUCCCUCGUGAAAAUUGUCAGAAUGGUCCUGGAUUCUCGUGCCCUUUGAAGGACUACACCAACAUCGUCCAAAACCUCACAGUCGAUUAUGUUACCGAGUGUCAAGUUCCUCCUGAGUAUCCUCAAUACCUUUCAUUCUUCUGGAACUACAACCAAAGUACUGCUCUUAACUACCAUAAGGGUGACAUCCAGGCUCAAACUGGCCUUAUCACUUGGGAUGACCAACCAAUUGAGUAA
Messenger RNA from Sugiyamaella lignohabitans, 1431 nucleotides. RefSeq names its product acid phosphatase PHO11 (gene PHO11). NCBI's taxonomy places the organism in Eukaryota, Fungi, Ascomycota, Dipodascomycetes, Dipodascales, Trichomonascaceae. Gene Ontology annotation, molecular function: acid phosphatase activity. Bases 1 to 1431 code for a protein of 476 amino acids. The record is from RefSeq and is a predicted model, not a curated record. The transcript has a single exon. Gene Ontology annotation, cellular component: fungal-type cell wall.